Messenger RNA from Plectropomus leopardus (leopard coralgrouper), 2342 nucleotides. NCBI's taxonomy places the organism in Eukaryota, Metazoa, Chordata, Actinopteri, Perciformes, Serranidae. The record is from RefSeq and is a predicted model, not a curated record.
CGGUGCACUCUCAUUUGACUGUCCUGGAUGUCUUCUGAUCCACUGCCAUCAUGAACCUAAAGCUCAUCUUCUUUUGCCUCUUCGUAGCAGUGCUCCUCGUACCUGCUGAACUGAAGCGUAAAAAACACAAACAUCGUCAUCGAGAUGGCCAUGGUCAUGAUCAUGAGCAUCACAAACAUGAGCACCAUAAACAUGGCAAAAGGAGAGGAGGAUUUAAGGAAAUUAUUGAAGAUAUCUUCUUUAGCAUCCUGGAGGGAGCUGGUGAUGAUGACGAUGAUGACGAUGAAAGUCCUUCAGAGUGGCUUUUUGAACUUCAAGAGCCAGAAGGCGAAUGCAACCCAAACCCCUGCCUCAACAACGGAGUGUGUGAGGAGAAAGGCAAGAGGAGAUUCAAAUGCGACUGUCCAAGACCUUUCAGGGGAAGAAGAUGCGAGAGAGGUCCAAAACAUUGUAAAAGAGGUAAAUGUGGUCGUGGUGAAUGUGUGCUGACUUCAACUCCCCCGUUCUAUGAGUGUAAAUGCAAGGUGCCCUUCCAGCCUCCUAAAUGCAGAACUGUUUCACUGUGUGAGCCUAAUCCAUGUCAAAAUGGUGGACAAUGCGUCAGGGACGGUGAUGACUUUGACUGCCAGUGCCCUCCAGGGUACAGAGGACGUUUCUGUCAUGUUGGCCCAGAUGACUGCUAUGUGGAGGACGGAGAGUCAUACCGCGGAAAUGUGAGUGAGACAGAGGAUGGCUAUGAAUGCCUCCACUGGAACUCUCACUUCAUCUUGGAGCGAGGAGUUGACCCCUUCAGCACCUAUGAAGACAAAGAUGGACUCGGCCAUCAUAACUUCUGCAGAAACCCAGAUGGAGACGAGAUGCCCUGGUGUUUCUACAGAAAAGGUCGCAAGUUGUCGUGGGACUACUGUGAUGUCACAGAGUGUCCUGAACCAACAGGUGUGACGCCAACUGACAUUGUCCCUACCAAUGCCGAUCCCACUGCUCCCAAGCCCCAGUCUACAAGCCCUAAACCUAUAGCAGCCUCCAAACUAACCACCACACCCACAAUGACUGAGAAGCCCAGCCAGACUCCACAACCUUCUGCUCCCCCCACUAACGUUCCUCUCCCCCCCACUAAAACCCCUUUACCACAACAGUUUGUCACCUGUGGGCAGCCUCAGCCAAAGAAGUCCAUUACACGAAUAUUUGGGGGUUUGAAAGUUCCUCCUGGGGCCGUACCCUGGCAGGUGUCCCUGCAGGUGAGACCGAAGGACUCCAACCUGGCAUUCAGACAUAUAUGUGGAGGAGUUCUCAUCGAGAGCUGCUGGGUACUGACAGCCGGACACUGCAUCGAACAAAAUAAGGACAUGCAGGUGGUUAUGGGAGGUCUGUCACUGGAUGCAGAGGAAUCCACAGAGCAAACUGUAAAAGUUGAAGAGGCUAUUAGACAUGAGAACUACAGAGAGACUCAAACAGCGGUUUACAACGACAUAGGCUUAUUGAGGCUGAAAGGCUCUGAUGGAGUUUGUGCCAAUGAGACCCAGUUUGUGAAGACAGCCUGUCUGCCUGAUGCCCAGCUGCCUGAUGGGAUAGAAUGUAAAAUUUCUGGAUGGGGUGCCACUGAGGACUCUGUUUAUGGUUCCAACCACCUGCUGGAGGCCAACGUACUGCUGAUCAACCAGGACAAGUGCUCUGAACCUGAUGUUUAUGGCAAAGUCCUGGAUAAUACUAUGUUCUGCGCUGGCCACCUGCAGGGAGGAGUGGAUUCCUGUCAGGGCGACUCUGGAGGACCGCUGACUUGUAAGGAGAACAAUGCGAAUGUUAUUUACGGCGUGGUGAGUUGGGGAGACCAAUGUGGACGGAAGAACAAGCCCGGGGUCUACACACGGGUUACUAACUAUCUGAACUGGAUCAAGUCGAAGAUUCAAGCAACAUCUGAAUAAACACACUUUUACUAUUCACCAUGCCAGUGUGGCCAAGUGCUUAGUGAUGUACGGAGCAAGUCUUACACAUCGUGAUUAAGCUUUUUAGGGUUUUUGUGUAAUUGUACCCAGUAUUUUGCUUUUUGGGUCUAGAUGUGCAACAAUUUUAAAUUCCAGUGCUACUUAAUAAAAAUUUCAUAAAGAACUAAUUAAACAUUUUAUCAAAUAGUUUUGUUGUGGAGUAAAUACGCAUUGUCAUUUAAGCUUAAUGUGUUUUUUACGAUUUAUAUAUGACGUAGAAAUGCAAUGUGAUCUGAAACCUUUUAUCAAAAAUGAUGUGUGGUGGAGAAGGAAAGACAAAAUAAAUGUUAAAUAUGACUACCCGGAGCCCUUUCAGAGAAAAAGUGACAUAUUUUUCAAUAAAGCUUGUUGGUAACUUUA